CUCGGUCCGCCACUACCAGAUCACCACCGGGCCGGAGGCUUUAAUUGACAGGCGGGUUUGUAUAAGAGGAGGAGGAGGAGGAAGAGUCAGGCACCGCUGCCUCCAGCUCUCCCAGUCCGUGGAUGUACUCGACGCGAGUGGACUUAACUUUUUUUUUCGCCUCCGGAUCAGACCAUCUCCUGCUCUUUCAAGUUGAAAGCACGCUCUUUUCCGUUUCUGCUACCGGAUGUUUGCCUGAAUAAAACAUGUUUUCAGGAGAUAUGAUUCUCAGGAGAAGUCUGUACUUGCUGCUUAUUUUAUGUCAGUCCCUGCACGCAUCACCUAAAGAUGGUGAGCAGGAAGAUGAAACGUCGUUUGACUUGUUUGAGGUCAGCCACAUCACCCGCAAGACUCUAGGGGCCAAGCAAUUCCGGGGCCAAAACUCUGACGCCCCUGCAUACCGUUUCAUCCGCUUUGACCACCUGCCCCCUGUGAGACCUCCAGUGCUCAAGCAAAUUCUGCGACAGAUGCAGAACAACGAGGGCUUUGUGUUCGUGGCCAGCAUCCGCCAGGACCGCGCGUCCAGGGGCACCCUGAUCGGCAUGGAGGGCCCCGACGGCCGGCGGCAGUUUGAGAUCGUGUCCAACGGACGGGCCAACAGCCUGGAUCUGGUCUACUGGGUGGACGGGGCUCAGAAUCUUCUCUCAUUCGAGGAUGUGGACCUGUCCGACUCUCAGUGGAAGAAUAUCACGCUGCAUGUUCACGGGGAGAACGCCAACCUGUUCGUGGGCUGCGUCCUGAUUGACAGCUUCAUCCUGGAUGAGCCUUUUUAUGAGCACCUGCAGGCGGAGGGAAGCCGCAUGUAUGUGGGGAAGGGAUCCAUUCGAGAGAACCACUUCAGGGGUCUUCUGCAAAACGUGCGCUUCAUCUUCGACACACCCGUGGAGGAGGUCCUCCAGAGCAGAGACUGUGAGAUCCCAAAGGAAGAUGAUGACAACAUUGUGAUGGAGAACCCUGAAAUCGUGGACGUGAGCCCCUCCAUCACGACCAACAUCAUCGGCCAGAAGACGGACGAAGUGGGCGCCGAUAUGUGCGAGCGCUCCUGCGAGGAACUCAGCACCAUGUUUCAGGAGCUCCGGGGCCUCCGUGUUGUCGUGAGCAACCUCAUUGACGGCCUUCAAAAAGUGACAGAGGAAAACACGGUGAUGAAGGAGGCUCUUGGUAGGAUGAAGAACACGAAAGAAAAAAAUAUGUGCUGGCAAGACGGGCGACUGUUUGACGAUAAGGAGGACUGGAUCGUCGACAGCUGCACAAAGUGUACCUGCCAGGAAUCCAAGAUAGUGUGUCACCAAAUUACCUGCCCUCCAGUGGCCUGUGCAAACCCCACCUUCAUAGACGCGGAGUGCUGUCCAGUGUGCAUGCCUAAAGAUAGCGAGGACGGGUGGUCACCUUGGUCGGAGUGGACAGAGUGCACAGUCACAUGUGGAUCAGGAACCCAGCAGAGGGGGCGGUCAUGUGAUGCAACCAGCAACCCAUGUACCGGACCUUCAAUCCAGACUCGCAAGUGCAGCCUGGGCAAAUGUGACAGUCGUGUUCGCCAAGACGGAGGAUGGAGUUUGUGGUCGCCUUGGUCGUCGUGCUCUGUGACGUGUGGUGAAGGCCAGAUCACCAGAAUACGACACUGCAACGCUCCAGUGCCUCAGCUUGGAGGCAAAGACUGUGCAGGAAACGGAAGAGAGACUCAACGGUGCACUGCCCAGCCAUGCCCAAUUGACGGAGGUUGGGGUCCUUGGUCACCGUGGGCAACCUGCUCAGCAACAUGUGGAGGUGGAAUCAAAAGUCGUGUGAGGGAGUGCAAUAGCCCUCAACCUCAAUAUGGCGGCAAGAAGUGCAUGGGCGAGGCCUCGGACAGUGACAGCUGCAACAAAAAAGACUGCCCUAUCGAUGGCUGCCUGUCGAACCCUUGCUUCGCUGGAGUGGAUUGCAGCAGUUCUGCGGAUGGAUCCUGGGAAUGUGGACCGUGUCCUGUGGGUUUCCGGGGCAAUGGAACCAACUGUGAAGACAUUAAUGAGUGUGACAUGGUGUCUGAUGUCUGCUACAAAGUCAAUGGAAUGCAGCGCUGCGUCAACACUGAUCCAGGUUUCCACUGUCUGCCUUGUCCUAAGCGCUACAAGGGGACUCAACCCUUUGGUAUGGGGGUGGAGGCUGCCAAGAAGAACAAACAGGUGUGUGAGCCUGAGAAUCCCUGCAAGGACAAAACCCACAACUGCAACAAAUACGCCGAGUGUAUUUACAUCAGCCAUUUCAGUGAUCCCAUGUACAAGUGCGAGUGCAGGACAGGGUACGCUGGUGACGGCUUCCUCUGUGGGGAAGACUCGGACUUGGAUGGCUGGCCCAAUCACAACCUUGUGUGCGGUGCUAAUGCCACCUAUCACUGCAAGAAGGACAACUGUCCCAGCUUGCCCAAUUCUGGACAGGAGGAUUUCGACAAAGACGGUCAAGGAGACGCAUGCGACAAAGAUGAUGACAAUGACAGCAUUCUUGAUGAGCGGGACAACUGCCCCCUUCUAUACAACCCCCGUCAAUUUGACUUUGACAAGGAUGACGUCGGUGACCGCUGUGACAACUGUCCCUAUGAGCAUAACCCUGACCAGAUAGACACCGACCACAAUGGGGAAGGGGACGCUUGUGCUGUGGACAUUGAUGGAGAUGAUAUAAUGAAUGAAAAUGACAACUGUCCUCUGGUGUACAACACCGACCAGAAGGACACUGACAUGGAUGGAGUUGGUGACCAGUGUGACAACUGCCCAAUGCUACACAACCCUCUCCAGACCGACACGGAUAAUGACCUGGUUGGAGAUCAAUGUGACAACAACCAGGACAUCGAUGAGGACGGCCAUCAAAACAACCUGGACAACUGCCCGUACGUAGCCAACGCCAACCAAGCCGACCACGACAAGGACGGCAAAGGAGACGCGUGCGACUACGAUGACGACAAUGACGGCGUUCCUGACGAUAAAGACAACUGCAGGCUCACGCCAAACCCCGACCAGCUGGACGUCGAUGGCGAUGGAAGAGGAGACGCCUGCAAAGACGACUUUGACAACGACAACAUCCCGGAUAUCUUUGAUGUAUGCCCGGAGAACAAUGCUAUUAGUAUCACAGACUUCCGCAAGUUCCAGAUGGUUCACCUGGACCCGAAGGGAACCACGCAAAUUGAUCCCAACUGGGUGGUCAGACAUCAGGGGAAGGAGCUUGUCCAGACUGCUAACUCUGACCCUGGCAUCGCAGUUGGCUUUGAUGAGUUCAGCGCAGUAGACUUCAGCGGCACCAUGUACGUGAACACAGACAGAGACGACGACUACGCCGGCUUCGUCUUCGGGUACCAGUCGAGUGGACGUUUCUAUGUCGUCAUGUGGAAGCAGAUCACACAAACCUACUGGGAGGACAAGCCAUCCAAGGCGUUUGGCAUUUCUGGGGUUUCACUCAAGGUUGUCAACUCCACCACCGGCACUGGAGAAAGCCUCAGAAAUGCUCUGUGGCACACCGGCAACACCCCUGGCCAGGUCCGGACCUUGUGGCAUGACCCUAAAAACAUUGGCUGGAAGGACUACACAGCCUACAGGUGGCACCUGAUCCACAGACCGAAGACUGGGUUCAUCAGAGUUGUGGUCUACGAGGGGAAACAGAUCAUGGCAGACUCUGGCCCAGUUUAUGACAAGACGUUUGCUGGAGGUCGCCUAGGAUUGUUUGUAUUCUCGCAAGAGCUGGUCUUCUUCUCUGACCUCAAGUAUGAAUGUAGAGAUAAGCCGGAGUUGCCAACGGUGUUCAUAAGAUAACUGACUCACGUGAACUGGACGGAAACCCAUCAAACACUUUUUAAUGACUCUUUCCCAACAAAAUGAUGUCACCACUGGAUACCAAAGAAUGUCUGAUCCAAUUGUGGACGAGAAGGACUGGUGAGAAUGGAUGAUUUUAGAAGUACUAGACUACCAAUAAUCGACUUUCACAUUUAAAGGACCACUUGCAUAUGAUAUAUAUCUAUAUACUACAUUUGUUCUUCCAUUUCCUACCUUUUUUGAGCCUGAACCCAUUUAUUUUGCCUUGCAACACAGCUGAACUGAAGCGUUUCACCGAGUUAACAAUAUUCAAUUCCAUCAUUUGUUUAUACUGAAUGUGUAUUUUGUUGAAUGAAGAAUUUAAGGACACAUUUCAGUCACGUGCCAGAGAUGUUUAUACUUAGACUGUAUUAUACUUUCUUGUGUAAAUUAUUAAUGCUGCUUUUUUUUCUCUCUUUUUUGUGCUAGAAUUUGUAAAUAAUUAUUUAUUUGUGUACACUGACAUCUAGAUACGUAAACUGGUUUUGUUUUCCGUUCCUCUGUGAAAAAGACAGUUUAGUUCCUCACACACAUUCUUCUCCAGCAUAUAUUUGGUUUUAUGAAUUGUAAAAGUAGCAUUACUUUUAAGACUUAUUACUCUUUACCCACAGACAGUGUGGACUGGAUUCGUCUAUAAAUAUGUUACAGAUGUUUGAAUGUUAUUGUCAGUGUUUUAAAAGCAUUCAUGUAUUUCUUCUGCUUUUUUUAUAUUUGUAUUGCACAAACUGUAAAUGAUUUACAUACAUGUGAAGAUAUACAUUUGUGAUAUUGUGGCUUUAUAUAA
Synchiropus splendidus (mandarinfish) is the source of this 4641-nucleotide messenger RNA. RefSeq names its product thrombospondin 2a (gene thbs2a). Gene Ontology annotation, biological process: cell adhesion; negative regulation of angiogenesis. The record is from RefSeq and is a predicted model, not a curated record. The transcript has 23 exons. Lineage: Eukaryota; Metazoa; Chordata; Actinopteri; Syngnathiformes; Callionymidae. Gene Ontology annotation, cellular component: extracellular region. Gene Ontology annotation, molecular function: calcium ion binding; protein binding. Bases 246 to 3818 code for a protein of 1190 amino acids.